GUCCAAACCUGUCCAGACAUAUUAUCUAUCCUAUCCAAAUGACAGAACCAUUUUUGUUUUCUUUCGGGAUUGAGCUGACUAAAGCAGAAAAAUACAACAUGAAGGUCGCCAUCUUCCUCCUCUGUCUCAUGCCUCUGGUCUUCUGUGAGAAGAGAUUCCUGCUAGACGACAUUCUCGACAGCGCCGAAAUAAAAAACCUCGUCAGCUCAGUUGUGGAGAAGUUUGGCAGUGACGCAACUGAACAGGACUGUGAGAAGGAGUGUCUCAUCCUCUUCACCAACGACAUUCUCGACCUCGGCUGUGACUUCGCCUGCAAGGGAAUCCAGAACCUUAUCAAAAUUAUUCCCCACAACCAACCUGCUACCGCUGCCACCAGAUAAAGGAUUUGUAUCCGGCCAUGAAUAAAAUGUAACUUUGC
Messenger RNA from Haliotis rubra (blacklip abalone), 418 nucleotides. RefSeq lists its product as uncharacterized. Bases 39 to 380 code for a protein of 113 amino acids. NCBI's taxonomy places the organism in Eukaryota, Metazoa, Mollusca, Gastropoda, Lepetellida, Haliotidae. The transcript is spliced from 4 exons. The record is from RefSeq and is a predicted model, not a curated record.